CGCUCCGCCCACUUGUGACGUCAGGGCUGGAUCGGGAUAUCGGGAGAGCCGGAAGAGUCGCGGAAGGAGACGUUGCGGUUUCCACAAACGGUUCGCCUUCAAACCGGACCACAUCUGUCGGGACGGGACUGCGCUCACCAGCCGACCGGAGUGAACCUUUCUCUGGGUGACGUGAAAGUUGGGCUGAUUGAAGAUGUGGAAAGCUGCUGCAGGUCAAAACGUCAAGGUCGCCGUUGACGACGGCGGAGACGACUGGGAGACCGACCCGGACUUUGAGAAUGACGUGUCGGAGCAGGAGCAGCGCUGGGGGGCGAAGACGGUGGCCGGGUCGGGACACCAGGAGCACAUCGACAUCCACCAGCUGAGGGAGACCGUCUCCACGGAGCACACCAGCCUGAAGCAGAAGGAGCUGGAGAACAUGCCCAAGGCCUCGCACGGAUACGGCGGCAGGUUCGGAGUCCAGCAGGACCGCAUGGACAAGUCUGCUGUGGGUCACGACUACCAGAGCAAACUGUCCAAGCAUUGCUCCCAGACCGACACGUCCAAAGGCUUCGGAGGGAAGUACGGCGUCCAGGCCGACCGCGUCGACAAGUCGGCCGUCGGCUUCGAGUACGCUGGGAAGACGGAGAAACACGCGUCGCAGAAAGACUACACCACGGGGUUCGGCGGGCGGUACGGUGUUCAGGCGGAUCGGGUCGACCAGAGCGCGGUCGGCUUCGACUAUCAAGGCAAAACGGAGAAACACGAGUCACAGAAAGAUUACGCCAAAGGUUUCGGGGGAAAGUUUGGCGUUGAGACGGACAAAGUGGACAAGAGCGCCGUGGGCUUCGAGUACCAGGGCAAAACGGAGCGGCACGAGUCGCAGAAAGACUACGUGAAAGGCUUCGGUGGGAAGUUUGGUGUUCAGACGGACCGGCAGGAUAAAUCGGCGCUGGGAUGGGAUCACCAGGAGAAGCUGCAGCUUCACGAGUCUCAGAAAGACUAUAAGCGUGGGUUUGGAGGGCGGUAUGGGGUUGAGGUGGAGAAGCGGGACCGCUGUGCGCUGGGCUAUGAGCACAAGGAGAACCUGGCCAAGCACGAGUCCCAGAAAGAUUAUUCCAAAGGAUUCGGAGGGAAGUUUGGCGUCCAGGACGACCGUAUGGACAAGAGCGCCGGGAAGUUCGAGGACGUGGAGAAGCCAAAGCCGUCCUACCAGAAAACCAAACCUGUGGAAGCUGCGGGCAGCAACACGGGAAGCAUCAAGGCUCGCUUCGAGAACAUCGCCAAGCAGAAGGAGGAGGAGGACCAGCGGCGGGCCGAGGAGGAGCGGGCGCGCCGCCACGCCAAGGAGCAGCAGGAGCAGGAGGAGGCUCGGCGGAAAGUGGAGCGGCCGCCGUCCCCCGCCCACGCUCCCAGUCCCAGCCCCACUCCCAGCCCCACUCCCCCAGUCCAGCCUGCCGCAGAGCUCCAGAACUCUCAGAGCGAAGCUGCGAACGACGAGCAGCUGUACGAGGAGACGCAGGACGCCUACCAGCAGCCGGACCUGUACCAGAACCCCGACGAUGCCGCGGCUCCAGCAGGUGGCGCUUCGCCUUCUCCACAGAUUAACUCAGGAGAUUCCCCAGGCGGCAUUCCAGGUUCCCCCCGGGGUCCCUGCAGGUUCAUCCAGGAAGUUCCAGCUCAACUGGGAUUGUUUUGAGAAAUUUGUAUUUCUGACUGAGAGGAAAAACUACAAAUCCCAUCAUGCAGUGCAGCUAUUCUUUAACGAAUUUAAUUCUUCAACUUUAACGAUGUAGGAAACGUCCAGAAAACCUUUUUUGUUACAAGAAUUUAUUCAUGAUUUGAUGCUUUUUAGGGGAAAAGAAAAACUACUUACUAUAAAAAUCUAAAUUAAUGGCAAAAAUAUAAAGAAAAAGUUUUUCUUUUUAAGCAACUGAACGUCCUUCAGUUUAAAACCAGUAAAUUAAAACUGUUGGUGAAACCUGCAGGAACACUGACUGCUGCAGCAUUUUUUCCAUUUUUGUCAGUGAUGCUGCGUGUUCUGUAGUGAUGCUGCGUGUUCAUUAGUGAUGCUGCGUGUUGAUGCUGCGUGUUCAUUAGUGAUGCUGCGUGUUCUGUAGUGAUGCUGCGGGCCUGAUGCUGCGUGUUCAGUAGUGAUGCUGCGUGUUGAUGCUGCAUGUUCAGUAGUGAUGCUGCGUGUUCAGUAGUGAUGCUGCGUGUUGAUGCUGCGUGUUCAUUAGUGAUGCUGCGUGUUCUGUAGUGAUGCUGCGG
Messenger RNA from Xiphophorus hellerii (green swordtail), 2250 nucleotides. RefSeq names its product cortactin (gene cttn). Gene Ontology annotation, cellular component: lamellipodium; actin filament; plasma membrane. Bases 194 to 1678 code for a protein of 494 amino acids. The record is from RefSeq and is a predicted model, not a curated record. Lineage: Eukaryota; Metazoa; Chordata; Actinopteri; Cyprinodontiformes; Poeciliidae. The transcript is spliced from 15 exons. Gene Ontology annotation, molecular function: actin filament binding. Gene Ontology annotation, biological process: regulation of actin filament polymerization; cell migration.